GCUCAUUGAGAGUCUGGCAGCGCCGGGCAACUGGGGCGCGGCUGUGCGCAGCGUCCCGCGCGCUCCGCGAGGGGACGCCGCGCGGCGAGGGCCGGGUCGCGGGCUCCAGCCAGCCGGUCCCUAACCGGUCCCCUGGCUCGGAUUUCCGACGGAAGGGUUGGACUGCGCAGCGUUCUGAGGGGGUCCGGAAGUUCGGACAUGGUGACUGAAGGAGGGUGACGUGGUCAGAUAAGGGACCAGGGGGCAGGGGGAAGAGGCCAAGAGCGUCAGCAACGCGAGCGGAGCUGGGAGGUGCGUGAAGCGCCAGCGGAGGAGGAGGAUCCCGAGCCCAAGGUCCUGCCAUGGAGCUGCGCUCCGAGCUGCCUAGCGUGCCCGGCGCAGCGACGGCGGCGGCAACGGCGACAGGGCCGCCCGUGGCGUCUGUGGCGUCGGUGGCAGCGGCGGCGGCGGCGGCCGCGUCGCUACCGGUGAGCGUGGCGGGUGGCUUGCUAAGAGCGCCGCCGCUGUUGUUGCGGGCGGCGGAGAAGUACCCGCGGACCCCCAAGUGCGCGCGCUGCCGCAACCACGGCGUGGUGUCGGCGCUCAAGGGCCACAAACGCUACUGCCGCUGGAAGGACUGCCUGUGCGCCAAGUGCACGCUCAUCGCCGAGCGCCAGCGCGUCAUGGCGGCGCAGGUGGCGCUGCGCCGGCAACAGGCGCAGGAGGAGAACGAGGCGCGCGAGCUACAGCUGCUCUACGGCACUGCCGAGGGCCUGGCGCUCGCCGCCGCCAACGGCAUUAUCCCGCCGCGACCUGCCUACGAGGUCUUCGGCUCCGUGUGCGCCGCCGACGGCGGGGGGCCGGGAGCGGGAGCGCCCGCGGGGACCGGAGGCGGCGCAGCGGGCGCGGGGAGCUCAGAGGCCAAGUUACAGAAGUUUGACCUGUUCCCCAAGACGCUGCUUCAGACCGGCCGCCCCGGCAGCCCGCAGCCGCCACCGGGGAAACCCUUAUCACCCGACGGCGCGGACUCGGGGCCUGGGACAUCUUCUCCGGAGGUGCGGCCGGGCUCGGGCUCGGAGAACGGCGACGGCGAGUCCUUCUCGGGGUCGCCCCUGGCCCGGGCCUCCAAGGAGGCAGGUGGGAGCUGCCCGGGCAGUGCAGGCCCGGGAGGUGGUGGCGAGGAGGACAGCCCGGGCUCCGCCAGCCCUUUGGGCUCCGAAUCCGGUUCCGAGGCCGACAAAGAAGAGGCAGAGGCCGCUCCCGCUCCAGGGCUGGGCGGGGGCCCGGGUCCACGGCAGCGGACGCCGCUGGACAUCUUGACGCGCGUCUUCCCGGGCCACCGGCGAGGCGUCCUGGAGCUGGUGUUGCAGGGUUGCGGCGGCGACGUGGUGCAGGCCAUCGAGCAGGUGCUGAACCACCACCGCGGGGGCUUGGCGGCCGGCCUCGGUCCCGCCGUGCCCCCUGAUAAGGCCGCAGUGGGUGCAGUAGCAGCUGCGGACGACGCGUGGCCGGGCCGCGUCGACGCCGCCGCUGCCGGGGGGCCCGGGCUGCCCGCGCCGCUGCAGGCCGGCCCCGCCGCUCCUCCGCACCACAGACCUUUGCUGGCCGGCGCCAUGGCGCCUGGGGCGCUGGGCUCGCUGAGCAGCCGCUCGGCAUUCUCACCACUGCAGCCCAACGCCAGUCACUUCGGCGCCGAAGCAGGCGCCUACCCGCUGGGCGCGCCGCUCGGCCUCAGCCCCCUGCGCCUGGCCUAUUCCGCGGCAGCGGCGCACAGCCGUGGCCUGGCCUUCAUGGCUCCCUACUCGACCGCCGGCCUGGUGCCCACACUCGGCUUCCGCCCGCCCAUGGACUACGCCUUCAGCGACCUCAUGCGCGACCGCUCGGCCGCCGCUGCUGCGGUGCACAAGGAGCCCACCUACGGCGGCGGCCUGUACGGGCCUAUGGUCAAUGGCGCCCCUGAGAAGCAGUAGGGCCAGGGGCCCGGAAGCCGGGCCGCCCCCAAACGGGGACCCCAGCCUUGAUCCCGCGGGCCGCCGCUCCCUCUUUGCCCGGUGCGCUCUCGGCGCCUCGGCUGGGGUGUUCUCGCUCAAAGGUGAUUUUCGGUUUUGUUUUGGAAGGUGGGCGGAGAGCUGAGCGAAGGGGGAGCAAAUACAGAUGCAGGUCUUCUCAGAGAGGGUGCGUGGGCCUGAUCCUCAUCCUCUGGCCACCUCCUCAAGACUCCUCCAGCCCUUCAAAAGGCCGGGAAUUCUUGAGAAUCAGAGGCUGCGGCCGCCGCACACGCUCCCGCCUCUCCUUUUCCUGUGCUCAUCCCACCCGCCCGCUCUCCAGUGGAUGGCAGGAUAGUCCGAGAGUCUGUCUUCUGUGUCUCCCUCUCCUUAUUAAAAAAUUUUAAAAAAAUAUUCGCUCUAACAAAUAUAAAUUUAGGAUGUAUAAAUCUCUUGACACUGAGUCGAGUCUUUGGGACACACAUAUAUAUAUCGAUAUCAAUUGUAAAAAAAAAAAAAGGAAACAAGUUCUAAGGUGCACUUUCCUCGUUGCGGUAUUUGUCGCUCUCUUUGUUGCUUAUGCCAAUAAGCAUGGGUUUCCUUGGUGCAGUGUGAGUUUUUAUAUAUGUAUAAAUCUAUAUAUAAUCUAUACAUAUAUAUAUACAAGCCAGUGUAUAAUGUUAUAAAAUGGAAUUCUAAGUUAUUAAUUGUAAUCUGUAGGUGACCUCGGUAUUAACGUGAAAAAUAUUCAAAAACAAGCAAAAAAAAAAGGACAAAAUGGAAAAAAGUAGACUAUGCGCGCAUUGUACUUAUCAGGUUUUAUAGAUUAAAUAUAUUGUAAACUCGGGACAAAUCCUGCCCACCCGCCCCUCUUGCCUGCGGCCGAUCUCUCCCUAAGAUGCGGUCAAGGUGCGCACUGAAGCAGGAACAGAGCGACGAGUGACUGAGCCAGAACCGCCCUCCCGAGAGCCCAUCCUCGCCUCCCGGGACUCGCCAAACGCCCGGCCCGAAGGGACGGCAGCGGGAAACGCUGCUGCAGAGAAUGGCUCACUUUGUGCUUUCCUUUGCAUAGACAUGAGCUAGAAAUAAAUGUUAUUUUCUAAGAAAACA
Messenger RNA from Odobenus rosmarus divergens (Pacific walrus), 3074 nucleotides. RefSeq names its product DMRT-like family A2 (gene DMRTA2). The record is from RefSeq and is a predicted model, not a curated record. The transcript has 3 exons. Gene Ontology annotation, biological process: germ cell development; regulation of transcription by RNA polymerase II; sex differentiation. Gene Ontology annotation, molecular function: RNA polymerase II cis-regulatory region sequence-specific DNA binding; DNA-binding transcription factor activity, RNA polymerase II-specific; protein binding. Bases 342 to 1949 code for a protein of 535 amino acids. Gene Ontology annotation, cellular component: nucleus. Lineage: Eukaryota; Metazoa; Chordata; Mammalia; Carnivora; Odobenidae.